This is a messenger RNA of Merops nubicus (carmine bee-eater), 3117 nucleotides long. RefSeq names its product ADAM metallopeptidase domain 22 (gene ADAM22). Gene Ontology annotation, cellular component: postsynaptic density membrane. Gene Ontology annotation, molecular function: metalloendopeptidase activity. The annotation marks the transcript as partial. Gene Ontology annotation, biological process: proteolysis. The record is from RefSeq and is a predicted model, not a curated record. Lineage: Eukaryota; Metazoa; Chordata; Aves; Coraciiformes; Meropidae. The transcript is spliced from 27 exons.
GGAGGAGAACAUUGCUAUUAUCAGGGAGAAAUUCGAGGAAAUCCUGUAUCAUUUGUUGCCUUGUCAACAUGCCAUGGAUUACAUGGGAUGUUCUAUGAUGGAAAUCAUACUUACCUUAUUGAGCCAGAUGAAAACUACACUUCAGAUGAUGACUUCUAUUUCCACUCUGUUUACAAAUCCAAGUUGUUUCAGUUUCCUUUGGAUGACCUGCCAUCUGAGUUUUCACAAAUGAAUACCACGUCACAGAUGUUUGUUGUAAAGCCAAGACACAAAAGAAGUAAAAGGCAGGUUCGUCAGAUUCCACGUAAAGUUGAAGAGGAAACAAAAUACAUUGAGUUAAUGAUUGUAAAUGAUCAUCUAAUGUGUAAAAAGCACCGCCUGUCAGUUGGCCAUACAAACAGCUAUGCUAAAUCAGUGGUGAACAUGGCAGAUUUAAUAUAUAAAGAACAACUUAACACCAGGAUAGUGUUGGUUGCCAUGGAAACCUGGGCUACUGAUAACAAGUUCACCAUAUCUGAAAAUCCCUUGGUGACCCUACGUGAGUUUAUGAAAUAUAGGAGGGAUUUUAUCAGAGAGAAAAGUGACGCAGUUCACCUUUUUUCGGGGAGUCGGUUUCAGAGCAGUCGAAGUGGUAUAGCCCACACUGGUGGAAUCUGCUCCUUGCUUAAAGGCGGUGGUGUGAAUGAGUUUGGAAAGCCAGACUUAAUGGCAGUUACCCUGGCACAGACCUUGGCCCAAAACAUUGGCAUUUUCUCAGACAGAAGAAAACUUAUAAGUGGUGAGUGUAAGUGUGAGGACACGUGGUCUGGAUGCAUAAUGGGAGACACAGGGUAUUAUCUUCCAAGCAAAUUCUCCAAAUGUGAUAUUGAAGAGUAUCAUGAAUUUUUAAACAGUGGAGGUGGAGCCUGUCUUUUCAAUAAACCAACCAAACUUCUGGAUCCGCCAGAAUGUGGCAAUGGCUUUGUGGAAGAUGGAGAGGAGUGUGACUGUGGGUCAAUAGCGGAGUGUGCCAGCGAGGGAGGAGAGUGCUGCAGUACUUGCACCCUGACGGCAGGCUCCCAGUGCAGCAACGGGCUUUGCUGUCGCAAGUGCCGGUUUGAACCUAAAGGAGUUUUGUGCCGAGAAGCAGUGAAUGAUUGUGAUAUUGCAGAAAACUGCACAGGAGAUUCUAGUCAGUGUUCUCCCAAUAUUCAUAAAAUGGAUGGCUAUUCGUGUGAUAACAAGCAGGGUAUUUGUUUUGGAGGAAGAUGUAAAACCAGGGACCGCCAGUGUAAAUAUAUCUGGGGUGAAAAAGUGACAGCUGCUGACAGGUACUGCUAUGAAAAGCUGAAUAUUGAAGGGACUGAGAAGGGAAACUGUGGAAGAGAUAAGGACUCUUGGAUACAGUGCAAUAAACAAGACGUGCUUUGUGGUUACCUUUUGUGCUCCAAUAUAUCCAGUGUGCCUAGACUUGGAGAACUUGAUGGUGAAAUCACAUCAUCAGUUCUGCAGUUUGGAAAAGUCUACAACUGCAGCGGUGGCCACGUGAAGCUGGAUGAGGAGACAGACCUGGGCUAUGUGGAGAACGGGACGCCGUGCGGGCCGAACAUGGUGUGCCUUGAGCACCGUUGCCUCCCCGCCGAGGCCUUCAACUUCAGCACCUGCCCAGGCACCGCGGGCGGCCAGAUUUGUUCAGGACACGGUGUUUGUAGCAAUGAAAUAAAGUGUGUCUGUGACCGAUUCUGGGGAGGAGAUGACUGCAGUUCUCGUAUAAAAGAUGAUAUAUUUUUUGGUAAAGAUGGCAUCAAUAGAGGUGUUGUUAGCACAAAUAUAAUAAUAGGGGCUAUUGCUGGCACCAUUUUAGUGCUGGCUCUCGUUUUAGGAAUAACUGGUUGGGGUUACAAAAACUACAGAAGACAGAGACAAAUACCCCAGGGAGAUUAUGUAAAAAAGCCUGGAGAGGCCGACUCUUUUUAUAGCGACAUGCCUCCGGGAGUCAGCACAAACUCUGCAUCUAGUUCUAAGAAGAGGUCAAAUGGAUUGUCUCAUUCCUGGAGUGAAAGGAUCCCAGACACAAAACAUAUUUCAGACAUUUGUGAAAAUGGGAGGCCUAGGAGUAAUUCUUGGCAAGGUAAUAUAGGAGGAAACAGAAAGAAAGUCAGAGGCAAAAGAUUUAGGCCUCGGUCUAAUUCAACUGAGACACUGUCUCCUGCAAAGUCUCCAUCUUCAUCCACUGGAUCUAUUGCUUCCAGCAGAAAAUACCCUUACCCAAUGCCACCACUUCCUGAUGAGGAGAAAAAAGCCAACAGGCAAAGUGCCAGGCUAUGGGAGACGUCCAUUUAGCUUCACUCUUUUCCUGGAGUGACAUCGGAACUGUUUACUGUGGAGUUUAGAGGAACUCAGCAUCACUGAGUCACUGCACAUUCAUCUGCUCUUCAGACAAUUCAACAGAUCAACAGAGAAGCCUGUGAUCACAGUGAGAACCUCUUCUCAUCUGGAAGGGAAAAAAGCAGUCUUUUUUUUUCUUUCUUUCUUUUUUUUGUUGACUAGUAUUUUAUGGAUCUGAUGAACAACCAAAAUGAUAGCAAUUAAUGGGGGAUAAUUAGUCCGGAUGUGGCAAGGCUAUUCCACAUGAUGGCAGACACGCUUGCCUAGAAUCCCCACUGAAGUCUCUUUGCCAGGCCCAGGUAAGAGAGGUUUUCCUCUGGUUUAUGGCAGUCCCAUGCCAGACCAGAGCGGAACUGGGAACCUGCCUCCUGGAGAGCCCAGCCGACCUAAACUUGUACACUGUAUGCAUGAACCUUGUGUUCUUUACUUUACACGUGUAAGGGAUAAACAACAUACUGUAGUAGAAAUUAGCAUGCAGGAGUAAGAAAUAUAGGAUUCUUUUGUGGCAGGAUUUCAAGCUUUGAAAGACAACUACUUGGCACAAAUGUCAAACAAACAAGAUUAUACCUUUUUUUUACCUUACAUGUUUAUAAUCUCAGUAUACAGAUUGUAUAUAUGUAAACAUUUGAUAACGUCAAAAAUAGCUGUUAUACAUAAGUGUAUUUUGCCAAAUGCCUAAAGAAACAGUCAUGACUAACAUCAUCACACUUCAAAUUUUCUAAUAUUACAAGCAGACAUCUUUGGAAAUAC